AUGAGCGAUUCCAAGGAUAUCAAGGUCGUCCGCGCUUCCAGCGUCGACCUUGGCCGAGACUAUGGCACCGGGUCCUCCAGCUCUCGUUCCCCCAUCGAGCAUGGACAUCCUGAGAUCAUUGAAGCGAGUCCCGAACGUGGUGCCACUGCCCUUGGUGACGACGAAACAGAUGGAGUUAAGAAACAGUCGUGGCGUUCCAAGUUUGCCUUCUUCAAGACCAAGGACUUUUGGCUCAUUUUGUUUCUGGGACAGAUACUGGCUAUCUGCAUUACUGGUACAAACACUUUGACAAGCUUGUUGGCAGCUGAGGGGACCAGCAUACCCGCCUUCCAGACCCUGUUCAAUUACGUAUUGCUUAAUUUCGUCUACACGGGUUACACCCUGUACAAAUAUGGCUUCAAGAAGUGGUCGCGAAUGGUCCUCAAGGAUGGUUGGAAAUAUAUCAUUCUUGCUUUCUUCGACGUCGAGGGCAACUACUUCACUGUACUUGCCUACCGCUACACUACCAUCCUCUCGGCCCAACUGAUCAACUUCUGGGCUAUUGUUGUCGUGGUCGUCAUCUCCUUCACCUUCCUCCGUGUGCGAUACCACUGGGCUCAAGUCCUCGGUAUUUUUGUAUGCAUUGGUGGAAUGGGACUUUUACUGGCCUCUGACCACAUCACCGGCUCCAAUGGCGGGGACGUUUCUUCCGGCAACCAGCUCAAGGGUGACCUGUUUGCGCUGCUGGGCGCGACCUUCUACGGCUUGUGCAACGUCUAUGAGGAGUGGUUUGUGUCGGGCAGGCCCCUCUAUGAAGUGAUCGGCCAGCUUGGCUUUUGGGCCACCAUCAUCAAUGGCGCACAAGCCGGUAUCUUCGACCGCCACUCUUUCCACACCGCGACCUGGAACAGUAAAGUUGGAGGCUAUUUGACAGGCUAUACCCUCAUUCUGUUCGUUUUCUACACCCUCGUUCCCAUCCUGUAUCGUUUCGCCAGCGCAGCAUUCCAAAACAUCUCCCUUUUGACAGGAAACUUUUGGGGCGUGAUUAUCGGUCUACGGGUAUUCCAUCUCCACGUGCAUUGGUUGUAUCCCAUUGCAUUUACACUGAUUAUGAUCGGCCACUUUGUGUAUUACUUUGGAAAGGGCGUGAUGGGAGAGGCGGCGAAGGCGUGGCUGGGUGAGAACCAGGAGAAAGGUAUCGACGGCUUCGGGAGCGCGAAGAGGAAGAUCCGAAUGAUGCAGGAGAACACAGCGGGGACCAGGGGUGGCGAAGGUACCGAAAGCAUGGGUGUGGUCUAA
This is a messenger RNA of Fonsecaea nubica, 1278 nucleotides long. RefSeq lists its product as hypothetical. The record is from RefSeq and is a predicted model, not a curated record. NCBI's taxonomy places the organism in Eukaryota, Fungi, Ascomycota, Eurotiomycetes, Chaetothyriales, Herpotrichiellaceae. Gene Ontology annotation, molecular function: transmembrane transporter activity. The coding region runs from base 1 to 1278 and encodes 425 amino acids. Gene Ontology annotation, cellular component: membrane. The transcript has 2 exons. Gene Ontology annotation, biological process: transmembrane transport.